This is a messenger RNA of Quercus lobata, 950 nucleotides long. RefSeq names its product bifunctional riboflavin kinase/FMN phosphatase-like. Bases 1 to 471 code for a protein of 156 amino acids. Lineage: Eukaryota; Viridiplantae; Streptophyta; Magnoliopsida; Fagales; Fagaceae. Gene Ontology annotation, molecular function: sn-glycerol 3-phosphatase activity. Gene Ontology annotation, biological process: glycerol biosynthetic process. The record is from RefSeq and is a predicted model, not a curated record. The transcript is spliced from 4 exons.
AUGAAGAAAGCGAGGAUCGAUUCUUUUCGGCUUUUCGUCGAGGCCGUGGUGGAGAAGUGUGGUGGCAAUGCUCAAGAGAGGUAUGCAUGGUAUGGUGGCUCGAGGGAGGAACUUCUUGAAAUCGUGAAACAUGGGUUCAGUCACUGUGAAAGCCUGUACAUGGCCAGUCUUAUGGCUUCUGCCAAAUAUCCCAUGGAAGAGUGGUGCAACAUCAAAGCACAGCCGGGUGCCAAUUGUUUAAUUAAGCAUUUUGGUGGUCAUGGGGUCCCAAUGGCAUUGGCUUCAAACUCUCCAAGGGUAAAUAUAGAAGGAAAAAUUUAUUUUCAUCAAGGAUGGAAGGAAUUCUUCUCUGUCAUCAUUGGUGGUGAUGAAGUGGCAUCUGGGAAACCAUCUCCUGAUAUAUAUCUUGAAGCAGCUAAAAAGCUAAAUGUUGAACCCUCCAGCUGCGUAGUCAUUGAGGAUUCUAUGUAAGUGACCUGACUUUUAACUCUAGAAGUUCCGAAUUUGUCCUUUCAUUGUAUUAUUCUGACCUUUGCUUUUGAUAGCACCUACUGAGUAUGGCAUUGGGGAGGGGAUGGUGAUUUUCCCUUGCAUGAUUAUUGAUUUGCCCUUUUAUACUUGCACUUUAUAGUAUCAACAGCCACUUAUAUUUAAGUCUUGGAUAGAACAUAGAAGAGUUACAUAUUGCCAUGUGCUAUAUUGGAAGAAAAAUAUAUUAAAAAAUAUUGUCUUCUUUUGUCUUUAUACUUGUUUUUUAUUUAGAUUGGUGAGAAAAGAAAUUUAUGAUAAUAGAAAUACCACCUAGAUCACUUGGAGAUCUGUAUUAUAAAUCCCAUGAGUCCAUUAAGCUCCUUAAGCUUGUGUGCAUUCCUCCAUCACAGUCCAUGUCAUUUACCCUUGACACAGAAUCAAUUCAUUUCUAUUGAAGUACAAUACUAACUAAUUAUUUG